AACAGAGAGACUCCCCACAUAAAAUUCCUCUCUCUCUCUCUCGUAACAACUCAGAGACUAAAGAGAAGCAGACAUUUGUAGAGGGAGUUUUAUCUUCAAUGUUCUAUUCUAUCAAAAGAAAUGGCAGUUGCAAGCUCAGAUACCCAAUCACCUCCACCAGCAAAAUCAAGUCCUCAACUUGAAGUAGAGUCAGUCAAAUGCCACUCUUGUGGAUUCACUGAAGAUUGCACUCCUCCUCAAAUUUCACGCGUUCGUGAGCGACACCAAGGCCGCUGGAUAUGUGGGCUUUGUGUGGAGGCGGUUAAAGAUGAAGUACUGAGAUCAGACAGGCUCAUCUCCACCGAAGAAGCCUUAAACAGACACAUCACUUUUUGCAAAGACUUCAGGUCCUCAAGCACUGAUCCCCUGAAUCAAACAGAGCAUCCUAUCCUAGUCAUGAGCAGGAUUCUUCGAAGGAGUUUGGAUUCUCCGCGAGCUCUUCGAUCCGAUUCUAGCAGUGCUUUGCCUGCUGUUGAUAAGAUUGAUGGGUCUUCCUUGGUUCAAUCAGGGAUUUGUUUCUCUGCUUUAUCUCGUUGAAAUUAUGGUUAGUGUUCGUGUUGCAUGCUAAAGCUCAAAACUAAGGUUCAUACAAAAACAGAGGAGUUCUGUGCUUGAAUGAUUAUUUUAAUCGGGUGGUCUUGUUGGUUAAUUAAGCGUUCUCUUAAUAUUUAGGAAAAAGAUUGAGAUUUUAGCUUUAAUUAAGGAGUUUCAUAGUAUGUAAACAUUUUAUAUGCAUUUCUCAAUCAUUUGUUAAAUUCUUAGAA
Populus trichocarpa (black cottonwood) is the source of this 803-nucleotide messenger RNA. RefSeq lists its product as uncharacterized. The transcript has a single exon. The record is from RefSeq and is a predicted model, not a curated record. The coding region runs from base 121 to 576 and encodes 151 amino acids. Lineage: Eukaryota; Viridiplantae; Streptophyta; Magnoliopsida; Malpighiales; Salicaceae.